This is a messenger RNA of Talpa occidentalis (Iberian mole), 2439 nucleotides long. It is a transcript of the gene DMRTA2, whose product is annotated as DMRT like family A2. Bases 347 to 1951 code for a protein of 534 amino acids. The record is from RefSeq and is a predicted model, not a curated record. The transcript has 3 exons. NCBI's taxonomy places the organism in Eukaryota, Metazoa, Chordata, Mammalia, Eulipotyphla, Talpidae. Gene Ontology annotation, biological process: germ cell development; regulation of transcription by RNA polymerase II; sex differentiation. Gene Ontology annotation, molecular function: protein binding; RNA polymerase II cis-regulatory region sequence-specific DNA binding; DNA-binding transcription factor activity, RNA polymerase II-specific. Gene Ontology annotation, cellular component: nucleus.
CGGCGUCGGGAGCGGAGCUGGGAGGCGCGCGCAGCGCCGGCGGAGAAGGAGGAUCCCGAGUUCAAGUCAGCGGAACCACUGGUGGUAACGAAACCUUGCACCAAGCGCAUACAUCAGAUAGAAGAAGACGACUCUGAGGGGAGUGGGUGGGGGGUCCGGCCUUACGAGGGGGCUCAGACGACCUCUCCUGCCAGCAGGUUGGCAGCCACGAGCCAAACUCCAGCGGCCGUAAAUUCCCCCUCUUAAGCCUGGGUUCCUCGCGGGUGCGCUCUAGUGUAGCGCACGGUGCGCUCCUCACCGCAAGUCUUCCCUCCUCUUCCCGCGGGCUCCCGCGCCAGGUCCUGCCAUGGAGCUGCGCUCCGAGCUCCCCAGCGUGCCCGGCGCGGCCACGGCGGCCGGGACAGCGACUGGGCCGCCCGUAGCGUCCGUGGCCUCGGUGGCGGCGGCUGCAGCCGCGGCCGCUUCGCUGCCGGUGAGCGUGGCGGGAGGCCUGCUGCGGGCGCCGCCGCUGCUGUUGCGCGCCGCGGAGAAGUACCCCAGGACCCCCAAGUGCGCGCGCUGCCGCAACCACGGCGUGGUGUCGGCGCUCAAGGGCCACAAACGGUACUGCCGUUGGAAGGACUGCCUGUGCGCCAAGUGCACGCUUAUCGCCGAGCGCCAGCGCGUCAUGGCGGCGCAGGUGGCGCUGCGCAGGCAACAGGCGCAGGAGGAGAACGAGGCGCGCGAGUUGCAGCUGCUCUACGGCACCGCCGAGGGCCUGGCGCUAGCAGCCGCCAACGGCAUCAUCCCGCCUCGACCCGCCUACGAGGUCUUCGGUUCUGUGUGCGCCACGGAUGGCGGGGGGCCGGGAGCUGGCACGCCCGCGGGGACCGGAGGCGGCGCAGCGGGCGCUGGAAGCUCAGAGGCCAAGUUACAGAAGUUUGACCUGUUUCCCAAGACGCUGCUUCAAGCAGGCCGCCCUUGCAGCCCGCAGCCCCCGGGAAAGCCCUUAUCACCCGACGGCGCGGACUCGGGGCCUGGGACUUCGUCCCCGGAGGUACGGCCGGGCUCAGGCUCAGAGAACGGUGACGGCGAGUCCUUUUCGGGGUCUCCCUUGGCCCGGGCCUCCAAAGAGGCAGGUGGCAGCUGCUCAGGUAGCGCUGGCCCAGGAGGUGGCGGCGAGGAAGACAGCCCGGGCUCUGCCAGCCCUCUGGGCUCCGAAUCCGGUUCGGAGGCUGACAAAGAAGAGGCAGAGGCUGUGCCUGCGCCAGGGCUAGGCGGGGGUCCGGGUCCACGGCAGCGGACGCCGCUGGACAUCUUGACGCGCGUCUUCCCGGGCCACCGGAGAGGUGUCUUGGAGCUAGUGCUGCAGGGCUGCCGCGGCGACGUGGUGCAGGCCAUCGAGCAGGUGCUGAACCACCACCGCGGAGGCCUGACAGCCGGCCUCGGCCCCACCUCACCCCCGGAUAAGGCAGCAGUGGGUGUCGUAGCAGCCGCGGACGACGCGUGGCCUGGCCGCGUCGACGCCGCGGCCGCCGGGGCUCCCGGGCUGCCCGCACCGCUGCAGGCAGGCCCCGCCGCGCCUCCGCACCACAGACCUUUGCUGGCCGGCGCCAUGGCGCCUGGGGCGCUUGGCUCGCUGAGCAGCCGCUCGGCCUUCUCGCCCCUGCAGCCCAACGCCAGCCACUUCGGCGCAGACGCAGGCGCCUACCCGCUGGGCGCACCCCUGGGCCUCAGCCCCCUGCGCCUGGCCUACUCCGCGGCCGCGGCGCACAGCCGCGGGCUCGCCUUCAUGGCGCCCUACUCCACGGCGGGCCUGGUGCCCACACUGGGCUUCCGUCCGCCCAUGGACUACGCCUUCAGCGAUCUCAUGCGCGACCGCUCAGCCGCCGCUGCAGCCGUGCACAAGGAGCCGACCUACGGCGGCGGCCUGUAUGGGCCUAUGGUCAAUGGUGCCCCUGAGAAGCAGUAGGGCGCGGGGCCGCCAGCCGGGUGGCCUCCCAACAGGGACCCUCGCUGGGUCCCCGCGGGCCGCCGGCCCCCUCCGCCCCGUGUGCUUUCUGCGCCCUUGCUGGGGUCUUCUUGCUCCAAGGUGGUUUUCGGUUUUGUUUUGGAGGGAGGGUGGGUUUGGAGAAAUGAGCAACGGAUGGAGAUGUUCUCGGAGAGAACCCGAGUCCUCAUGCCCACACCCCCUCUUUUAAGGCUCCCCCAGCCCUACUAAAGGCCGGGAAUUCUUAAGAAUUCGGAGGCUGCGGCCGCUGCGCUCGCUCCUGCCUCUCCUUUAGCUAUGCUCAUCCCGCCCGCGCGCCCGCCCGCGCUCUCAAAUGGAUGGCAGGAUAGUCCGAGAGUCUGUCUUCUGUGUCUCCCCCUCCCUUAUAAUUUUUUUUUAAAUAUUUGCUCUAACAAAUAUAAAUUUAGGAUGUAUAAAUCUCUUGGCACUGAGUCGAGUCUUUGGGACAC